Molecule: messenger RNA, 2849 nt
Organism: Onychostoma macrolepis
Lineage: Eukaryota; Metazoa; Chordata; Actinopteri; Cypriniformes; Cyprinidae
Gene: elovl2
Product: ELOVL fatty acid elongase 2
Exons: 8
Coding region: 145-1032 (295 amino acids)
Biological process (GO): very long-chain fatty acid biosynthetic process; fatty acid elongation, saturated fatty acid; sphingolipid biosynthetic process
Cellular component (GO): endoplasmic reticulum; endoplasmic reticulum membrane
Molecular function (GO): fatty acid elongase activity
Source: RefSeq, a predicted model, not a curated record
ACCUCGCGUCACUCUACAGCGCUUUCGGGAUCGGACGCACAUUCGUUCGUUCUUUAAUUCAUUCAUUCCACAGCAGAGGAGCGGGCGGCCUCGAUCGGUCUACAGUUUCCAGCUGUCCCGUAUUGUUUUGUGGAACUAGUAGAUAUGAACCACCUUGAAAAGAUUGACAGGCUGUUGAAUUCUAUAGUGGACAGCCUAUUUGGAGAAAGAGAUACUCGUGUGAGAGGAUGGCUCCUGCUGGAUUCCUACUCACCAACAUUCUUGCUCACCAUCACCUACCUCCUAACAAUCUACCUGGGAACAAAAUAUAUGAGAAACAGACCAGCACACUCACUGAAAAAUGUUUUACUGCUGUACAACUUUUCUAUUACUAUGUUGUCUUUAUACAUGCUGGUUGAGUUGAUGUUAUCAGUUUGGUCUGCCGGUUAUCGUCUUCAAUGUCAGGGACUGCAUGAAGCUGGUGAAGCAGAUAUCAGGGUAGCAAAAGUACUGUGGUGGUACUAUUUCUCCAAGCUGAUUGAAUUCCUGGACACCAUCUUCAUUGUGCUGAGGAAGAAAAACAACCAAAUCAGUUUCCUGCAUGUGUAUCAUCAUGCCUCUAUGUUUAACAUCUGGUGGUGUGUCCUCAACUGGAUACCCUGUGGACAGAGUUUCUUUGGGCCAAUGCUAAACAGUUUCAUCCAUAUCCUCAUGUAUUCUUACUAUGGUUUGUCAACCAUUCCAUCCAUGCACAAAUAUCUGUGGUGGAAACGCUACCUCACGCAGGCUCAGCUGGUUCAGUUUUUAUUGACCAUUACACACACAGUAAGCGCAUGGGUCAUUCCUUGUGGCUACCCUCUGGGUUGUUUGAAAUUUCAAACCUUCUACAUGUGCACACUUGUCGUCCUGUUUGUCAACUUCUACAUGCAGACAUACAGAAAGAGGAAGCUGGAGGGUGACAGAAUUGCUAAGGUUGGAGAUCUUAAAAACAGUCAUUCUAAUGGCCUUUCAUCCUCUCUCAACGGAGCUAACUCCAAACAGAAGCUGCAGUGAUGCCACUAUAUGGCCAAUGGAAUGCUCUUCUCAAUUCACUUAUGCUGAAUACUAGCGCAAUAGCAGCUAUAAUCAUCUUAUAAUCAAAAUGCAAUUUUAUAAAUUAGAAUAUAACUUUUUAACUGUUUUGUAUCUUUGUUUUGCAUAUGUUCCUCUGAGGCCAAUGUAAAUGCUGAACAAUAAUUAUGUGGAAAAAAUUUGUCAAACUCUGAUUCAAAAUAAACAGCUCUGUUAAUGAUUACAGUAUCUACUUUUUUACACAUCUUUGGCAGUUCAUCUCUAAUGACAAGAAAAUGUUCUGUAAGAUCCCCCAAAUCACUAUAAUCAUUUAUUAUUCAACAAAAGUCACCUUAGGCUACAAGUCUUAAUCUGACAUGCUGAUUAAACCAUUCAGUGUGUUAUUGAAUGUGUUGAUAUGUAGGAUCUUAUAACAGAUCAUAGCACUAAUAAUACACCUUUCCCAAGUCUUCAUUAUCAGCCAUGGAUUGUUAGGUAUAGAUGUCAAGUCCCAUGAAAAAUGCUAUAUAAAAUACAUUUGUAACUCUGUUAAAUACCCCAUGAAAAAUGUUCGACAAAUGCAUUUUUUUUUUUUUUUUUGAGGGGGUGUUUUGAUAUUUCAGGGCUGGGCAACUUGAUCAGCUUGCUACAGUGUGUUUGAUAAGAGUUGGCGCUAAACUCGGCAGGAAAGUGGAUCUUGAAGGCCCACCCCUGACAUAUUUCCUAUUGCAACCAGAGGGCAUAGCAAAGGGUUUGCCCAUUUGUUUAAAUAGCUAAUAACCUUUAUACUAACGGCACAGCCAUGAAUCAUGAUUUACAUCCUAUUGCAAGUCUUGGCAAGUGCCAUCACCAAAAAAAAAAAAAUUUAAAAAAAUGUAAAAUUAUUAGAUAUUUAGGUUGAGUCAGUGUAUUUUGCUAGAACAGGGGUGCCCAACCCUGUUCCUGGAGAUCUACUUUCCUGCAGAGUUCAGUUCCAACCCUGAUCAAACAAACCUGUCUGUAAUUAUCAAGUGCUUCUUCAGAUCCUAAUUAGUUGGUUCAGUGGUGUUUAUGGUUGGAGCUGAACUAUGCAGGAAGGUACAGUGCACAGCAUAAAUGAGUACACCCCCUCUAAAACUUAAAUUCAGCAAUUACUCUUUACUUGUAUGACAUUUUAGAGUUCUUUGGAGAUAUAUUGUUCCAACAAGCCUGCUUGAUCAAUUACCAAAGAAGAAUGUCAAAAUUAUUCAGCAAAAUAAGAUUUUAAUCAAAGUGAUAAAAUGUGUUGCAAAAAUGAGUACACCCUCCUGAAAGUUACUAAAUAAAAAAAAAGAUAGGUUUAAGGCUAUUUUUGAUCAACAGGUAACUAUAUUGAAGCAAAACUUUUAAAGACAAGUCAUUUCCUGACAAUUAAAAGCGUUAUUCAGCCCACUGAAUCAUACUCAGACUUAAUGCUGGCAGCAGAGGAACCACUUGGGAGAGAACUGCCAGGUGACUUAUUUCUUAGCAUAAAAGAGGACAGUGGUACAAGAGGAACACCAAAUUAUUGUUCAAGUGUGAAAAUAUAGCAGAAGUAGCACCGACAUUCAAAAACAAUGGACUUGUGACAAGGCUCCUGAAAUAAUCGGGUCUUCGCUUUAAGUUUUCAUUUAGUGAAGAGUGAAUUUUUGCUAGAAAAAGAGCAGGAGAAAUAACAUGCAAGCGUCUCAGAGCCAGCAAAAGCUAUGAAAAGAGUGACACUUUCUCUCACAGAGUAUGACGCAGCCUGCAGAAGUGACAUGCUUGUUGUCACCACUAGAAUUAAAGGGUUAGUUCGCCCAUUUAAGACAUGAAGUUGUAUG